Molecule: messenger RNA, 1627 nt
Organism: Daphnia pulicaria
Lineage: Eukaryota; Metazoa; Arthropoda; Branchiopoda; Diplostraca; Daphniidae
Product: glycoprotein-N-acetylgalactosamine 3-beta-galactosyltransferase 1-like
Exons: 9
Coding region: 233-1513 (426 amino acids)
Cellular component (GO): membrane
Molecular function (GO): N-acetylgalactosaminide beta-1,3-galactosyltransferase activity
Source: RefSeq, a predicted model, not a curated record
GUUCAAUAUUUUCUCGACUGCCAAAGAGAAAGUCAGCACAGUCGCUAUCCAGUUGUUCUACUGCAAAGAAUGCACUCUCUCCAUCGUCGCAGUCGUUGUUGCAUCUAAUUGCGGGAUUAUUAUCAUCGACUGGUGGCUCUAGAUACUUUUGUGUUGGGCAGGGGGUUUCUCUCUUAGCAGUUGUAGUUUUGUUUUGGUUUGAAAUUCGCCCAGUUCACCUGUUAUAUCCGCCAUGCCCCGUGCUGCUGCGUUUGGACGGAUUUCUUUCUCGGCGAUUCUGGUCGCUGUCAUCUUUGUUUCCUGUUUAGUUUGCUUUCUACUUCAAGACGCUUUCGUUUACACCCAGCCACACCACCGAAUUUUUCGGCUGAGCAAUAGCCUUGUGGCGGAUGCAACAGAGUUGGACGCUGCUACUAUUCCAGUUGAGAAAGUGGUGGCGACAACCAAAACAGACCAGAUAGUUUCGUCGUCAAACAGCCUAAUCGCAGAUAAUCGGGUUGGCGGAGCCGAUCUGUUCCAUAAAGUGCGUAUCUUGUGCUGGAUCUUGACGACACCUGAAAACCACCAAAAAAGAGCCAUGGCAGUCAAAAAUACCUGGGGGAAACGUUGCAACGUUUUACUCUUCAUGAGCUCAGAAGAUGAUCCUAGUCUACCGUCCAUCAAAUUGCCUGUAAUCGAAGGGCGGAAUCAACUUUGGGGUAAGACCAGAGAGGCCUUCCGCCACAUAUGGAACAACUACAAGGAUCAAGCGGAUUGGUUCUUCAAAGCCGACGAUGACACGUAUGCCAUUCUGGAAAAUUUGCGAUAUUUCUUGUCGUCUUACAACACGUCAAAGCCUUUAUGGUUCGGCCAUAAAUUCAAGACCAUCGUCAAGCAAGGUUAUUUCAGCGGUGGCGCAGGAUACGUCCUGAGUAAAGAAGCUACCAGAAGGUUCGUCGAAGAAGGCUACUACAACAUAUUACUGUGCCGGCACGAUCACGAAGGAGCCGAAGACGCAGAAAUGGGGAAAUGUAUGAGUCGACUCAACGUUUCGGCCAUGGACACCAGAGACUCCCAAGGUAGAGGCAGGUUUUUCCCAUUCUUCCCUGAGCAGCACAUCUUUCCUGGGAAAGUAACCAAAGACUAUUGGUACUGGCAAGCCAUUUACUACCCCGCAAAAGAGGGACUGGAAUGUUGUUCAGACAGUGCAAUCUCUUUCCACUACGUCAAACCUGAACAAAUGUUUCUCCUGGAAUAUCUGAUUUAUCGGCUCAGGCCGUUCGGAUUGGGGGCGGAAGACCGGCCUGCCACUGCUGAACCACCACCGGAUUUAGAUCUGACUGCGAUGCCUUGGUUUGUUACAGAGAAACAAUUGGAAGGCAAUUCGGCAGCUGGUGGUAACAUGAUGGAAUCUACCACCAUCAGCUCUACGACUACCGUGAAGACCAAUCGAUACACGAUGAAAAAUUACACGGAGCGAUUAAACGAACUCAUCAAACAAACUGAAAGAGCCAGAAAGUUAAAGAUAACGUAAUCAACACAUCCUAUUAUUUUGCACGAUUCGCCACACACUUUAAAUAAAUAUCUCUGUUGCCCGUGAUAAUACAUUUUUACCGAAUGUCCCGUUCUCAUUCGACCGAUUUCAAAA